Molecule: messenger RNA, 363 nt
Organism: Gossypium raimondii (Peruvian cotton)
Lineage: Eukaryota; Viridiplantae; Streptophyta; Magnoliopsida; Malvales; Malvaceae
Exons: 1
Coding region: 1-363 (120 amino acids)
Source: RefSeq, a predicted model, not a curated record
AUGGAAAAGGUUUUGAGGUUCGGUUGCAAGGGCAAGCUGAGCCCUCGGUUUAUUGGACCUUACCACAUUUUAAAACGUAUGGGCCCUAUCGCUUAUCAGUUGGAGUUACCUCCAAAGUUGGACCGCAUUCAUGAUGUGUUCCAUGUCUCUAUGUUAAAGUGUUACCGCUCUGAUCCUACUCAUAUUGUCCCUGUUGAGGAGAUUGACGUUAGGCUAGACUUGACCUUUGAGGAGGAGCCUGUCCAGAUUCUAGAUCGUGAAGUAAAGGUUCUGAGGAGGAAUUCUAUUCUUUUGGUGAAGAUUCUAUGGCGUAAUCAUAGCACUGAGGAGGCCACGUGGGAGCCUGAGGAUGCGAUAGGUUAG